Messenger RNA from Cornus florida, 1657 nucleotides. RefSeq names its product ankyrin repeat-containing protein At5g02620-like. The record is from RefSeq and is a predicted model, not a curated record. Gene Ontology annotation, cellular component: plasma membrane. Gene Ontology annotation, molecular function: protein phosphatase regulator activity; protein phosphatase 1 binding. The coding region runs from base 132 to 1394 and encodes 420 amino acids. NCBI's taxonomy places the organism in Eukaryota, Viridiplantae, Streptophyta, Magnoliopsida, Cornales, Cornaceae. The transcript has 2 exons.
GAUAUAUUUAUAUGCGCAUUUUGUAAAUGUCGUAGCUCGAGCUAUAUAUUUUCUCCAGUAUAGCUCAAGAUUGAUUCAAGUAAUUUAAGGAGAGUGAGGCGAGGUUCCUAAUUCCUAGACACCAAAAAGAUAUGCCUCCAGUGAUGUCGAAACCAGUUGAAACUAGUGCAAGUAGUAGGAGGCAACUGCAGGAUAAUCCUGUGGUCGUUGCGCUUGCAGAUGAUAACACACUGCUUGCAAAGCGCCGCAUCAUGGAAAAUCCGGGACUUGCUACAGAAAGAAUUAACGAGGAUGGUGACGGUGACGGUGACGGUACCGUUAUGGACCUCAUCUGUGGAAAAGGCUGUGCAACUGUGAAGGCACUUUUCGAGGAGGUAGCUGGUGAUCUACAUUCUCUUAAAGACUAUAAGGGAAGAACCCUUCUUCACGUUGCAGCAGGGAAAGACGAUGUAGAAGUUGUGAGGGUCAUCGUCGAUUUGUGUCCAAAUUCCAUCCGAGAGUUGAAUAAUGAGGCAGAGACGCCGGUUCAUGUGGCCGUCAAAAAUGGCCAUGUUGGUUGUUUUUGGGUGUUGAUGGAAAAACUUCAGCAGCCCCAGUACAUUAACUGGAUAGAGCUUCUAAAUCACGGUGAUUCUAAGGGCAACACUGUUUUCCACUGUGCAGUUUUGCAUAAGCAAAUCCAGAUCCUGAAAGCGUUGCUUUCCUACAAGAAGCGCUAUGGUGCUCAUGUGGUGGAUGUGAACUCAAGAAAUGAAAUGGGUUUAACGGCCAGGGACCUCCAUCCCGAAAACACGUCGAUUCUUAUUGACAGAUGCAUCCAUGACAUUCUUCAAAAAGCUGGAGCGAAGAGAGGACAUGAGCCACUGGGCAGGUGUGAAGAGAUGAUGCAGAAGAUGAUGCAGGAAAACAUGGACUUCAUGAAGAAAUCCUUGUUGCUGGCCCUGUUCAUUUUUACAGCAAGUGCGGCUUACCAAAGUCUCUUCAAUCUCAGCAACAUCGAUCCACACGAACACCAUGUUCAAGUUUUGAAUAUCAGUGUUAUAGAUGCCAUAAGGUCUCCUAGUCUUCUACCGGACAUCUUCUAUGUUUUCGCGGCGAAUUCGUUCGCAUAUUUGGGUAGUAUGUGUGUGAUACUUGUUAACACCUGGUGCAUGGGUAGUAAAUGCUCACUUUGUUACCGUGCAGUUCCCUUGUUUGUGACGGCCGCAAUGCUUGUGAGUUAUGGUCUGGCCGCGAAGAUCAUCAUGCCCAAGUUCUGGAUAACUGUUGGCCCUAAUUAUAAGAUUCCAAGUUUCUUGGCCGUGUGGUUAUUGGAUAUACCUUUAGUUUUCUUGUUAGUUGCAACAUGGCAUAUAUGCAAACAGUUUUGUCAUGUCACUUCAGCAUGGCUUUAGGGUCUGAGUGCGCCUGGGGGUAUUGCAAAAAUUUUCCCUCAUAGCUGAGAUCAUGAUUAGGGAGGAAAACUGGGACAAUAACAAAGUAAAUUUAUGAGUAUCUUUGUUGUACAUUACGUCCCCUUUCGUUUUUUAUUUUAAAAUUUAAUAUGGAUAAUAGUGAAAAAAAAAAGGUGCUCUUUCAAUAAUGUUGACUAAUUGUAACAUAUAAAGCACAUUUUAUGAAUAAUUCUUUUUUAAUUAUAUAAAUAGACUCUUUCUAU